Messenger RNA from Penicillium antarcticum, 546 nucleotides. RefSeq lists its product as uncharacterized. Gene Ontology annotation, molecular function: oxidoreductase activity. Lineage: Eukaryota; Fungi; Ascomycota; Eurotiomycetes; Eurotiales; Aspergillaceae. The transcript is spliced from 2 exons. Bases 1 to 546 code for a protein of 181 amino acids. The record is from RefSeq and is a predicted model, not a curated record.
AUGAAGACUAUGUACUUUGGUCCCUUGCGCCUUAUCCAGGCUGUUCUGCCCCACAUACGCCAGCGCAAGUCUGGCGCGAUCAUCAACAUGAGCAGCGGUACUUCGCUCGACGGCAUUCCCGCUAUGGGUGUUUACGCAGGUGCAAAGGCUGGCAUGAAUGCUCUCACUAAGAUCCUCGCGAAGGAAGUUACCCCAUUCAACAUCCGCACCCUGACUGUUAUUUUGGGAACUUUCAACACCAACAUUCCCAACUCGGUGGUUUCGUGCGAAACUCCCCCGCUAGAAGACUACAAGGGUACCUUAACCAAGCUGGUCCAGGUACUCCUGGUCAGUGGCAAUAUCAAGCCUAAGAGUGACAAGGACAAGGCGGUGCAGGCUGUAUUCCAGGUCGUUGCUGACGAGGGGAUCGGCGAAGGCAAACAGAUCGAGAAGCUUCUUCCGCUGGGGAGUGGCAUGACCCCUCAUCUCAAGGGCGUUCUGGACUAUCUCGGAAAUGCCGUAGACGUGUCCGGUUCUGUGACUAACAGUGUGGAUGUCGCCAAAUAG